Molecule: messenger RNA, 1741 nt
Organism: Perca fluviatilis (European perch)
Lineage: Eukaryota; Metazoa; Chordata; Actinopteri; Perciformes; Percidae
Gene: ccdc127a
Product: coiled-coil domain containing 127a
Exons: 4
Coding region: 136-963 (275 amino acids)
Source: RefSeq, a predicted model, not a curated record
CAAGCUAAUUGUUAACGAACUUACACAUAUAUAGUGCUUAGUAGCAACACCAUUUCACCAAUGACCCACAUUCUGCCAAGACAUGUUAACGUUUUAAAAUAGCUUUCUAGUGAAUCCAAAGACAGCAGCCUCCAUAUGAACAACUUGAAUGACCCCCCCAGAUGGAACAUCCAACCAGACCACAGAGGAAGGGGGGCGGGGGCGGGGGCCGGUGAUGGCAACCAAUGGAACUACGCCCUGCUGGUCCCUAUGCUGGGACUGGCUGCAUUUCGUUGGAUCUGGACCAGGGAGUCUCAGAGGGAAAUCCAGAAAGUCAGAGCCCAGUAUGACAAAGACGUGUCCACAAUAAAAAGCGAGAUGGAGGCAACGUACCGGGAGACACUGACAGAGAGGCGCAGGGCAGUAGCUACGCUAGAGCUGGAGCUGGAGAAGGAGCGACAGAGGGUCAAAGGUUACAAGCAGGCCCUGGUCUCACAGAGCCAUCAGCUGAUGGAAGAACGGAAACAGUUACAUCAGGAGCGUGAGGUCUUGGAGGAAGAGAAGCAAAGGCUGGUCAAGUCCGGCGCCACAGGAGCAGUGCUGCAUCACGCCCUGGAACGAGAGAACAACUGGUACCAGCGAGCCACAGCCACUCUGAAGGAGCUAGAGGGUCAGCUUGUGGAGCGCCAGAAUGCCUACUGUUCCCUCGUCCAACCGCGAGAUCAGCGACUGGAGAUGGAGAAGAACAUGCUGCUAAAGGUCGUCAAAAACCCCAUCGGGGCGGAACUGGAUCUAGAGUCCGAUCUGAAAGAUAUUUUUAAGAGAGAUAAGCACUGUGCGGACCUGCUAAACAUGGACAAGAGGAAGAAUGGAAGCCUCAUGUGGGUGUACCUCAAGUACUGGCAGCUGCAGGUCACCGUCCAGAAACAUAAGAGAGCUGAAGAAGCCAUACUAGGAGAGAAAAUCCAGUCUCACACAAAGUGACAAACACAAGCUCGUGUUUUUCCACUUGACUUUGAAGAAGGUUGAAAGUAUGUGGCUCAGGAAUGGAAAAUGCAUGUAUUAUUUUGUGCGAUUAUCUUUCCUUGAUAGGGAUGUUAUGGAAACACACAAGAGGUAAGGCCAACAAGAUAAUGUUCCACAUCUGAAAGUUCCUCCCUUGAUCUCAGAGUUUAAAAAAUAAAGGGGCAUUUUGUCAAGUUUUAAGCUUGCUUAAAUACAAUACGGUAUUACCAUAACUUCAGAAGCCCCAGUUAAUUCUCAUUAGCUUUCAAUUACUGUGUGAAAAUGCAUAAUGAUAAAAAUGCACUAGGAUCAUUCAGGUGAUAUCCAUAUUGGAUGCACAUCUGAUUAAAUACAUAGAACAUUUUGUCGUAACAUUUGUGUCGAAAAAACUUCUCCUAGUGCCAUGAAUUACUGCUACCUUCAUAUAUUGUGCGUCUGGACAUUUUUGUUCCCACGCCUCAGUUAUGACUUUAGGGAGCUUUUUAAAGCCACAGUUAUGAAUUUAGGGCUGCCAUUAACUGUUCCCAUGUGAUGUGAUAUUACACAUCUCUUUGUUGCUGCAAGUGUCUUCAGAAAAAAAAACUACUUUUGAACAAAACAGCAAGGAAUCAUUAACACGUUGAAAAGAAUAUUUGUGAUGGACUACUCCUGGAGAUAUUUCUCAUGAUAUCUGUUGCACUGUCUGUUUUUACAGACACUGCUGUCCAUGACUUAGAGCAGUGGUUCUCAACUUUUUUGGGACCAGCCUCCCCCUCCC